AUGGACUUAGAGAUAGUGGAAGAAAAAAUAAAAAAACUUGAAGAAGAGAUUCAGAAAUUUGGAGAUCGGGAGCUAUGCAAAAUAGAAAGAGUAAAAAAUGAUAUAGAACUACUAGAUAUACACGUAAAAGAAUUGAAGAAGAAAAGAAUAAACAAACAAUUGGUGAAUGCUAAUAAAUCACUUGAACAGAAAAUAUUGCAAAAAAAACAGAAUUGCAACAAUAAACGAAAAUAUGUAAAGGGUAUAAAAAGAGACAUGCUUUUUGAAUUGAAAUUGUUAAAAGAAGAAAAAAAAAAAAAUGACAGGUUAUUACAUAAACAUUUUAAUUUUCAUUUCGUAAAGGAAUUUACAAAUCAAGUUAAACAAACAUUUUUAGUUUUAAAUGUACAAAGAGAAUUCUUAUUUAAGUCCAUAUUUGAAAAAAUAAACAAAAUUAAGAAUAAAUCGAUUACAUAUUUUCAUAAAUUUUUAAGUAUACAAAAAGAAAUUGAUUUAUUAUUCAAAUCGAUAAGUAAUAAUGCCUUAACUGAUCUAUUCGUUCUGUCAAAAAAUUCUUUAUUUUUUCAAAAACAAGUGGUCAAUAUUUUCCAACGAUUUUAUCAACAAUUAGAAACUUCUUUAACUGGCUUGUGA
This is a messenger RNA of Plasmodium gonderi, 633 nucleotides long. RefSeq lists its product as hypothetical. The transcript has a single exon. Bases 1 to 633 code for a protein of 210 amino acids. The record is from RefSeq and is a predicted model, not a curated record. Lineage: Eukaryota; Apicomplexa; Aconoidasida; Haemosporida; Plasmodiidae.